Candidula unifasciata is the source of this 2140-nucleotide messenger RNA. The record is from the annotation of a GenBank genome assembly. NCBI's taxonomy places the organism in Eukaryota, Metazoa, Mollusca, Gastropoda, Stylommatophora, Geomitridae.
AUGGAAGACAGUGAUACAAAUAUGAACUCAGAGCAAACUAAUUCAUCUGCAAAGUUUUCAGUUAGAUUUCUGGGGUCCAUGCCUAUGAAUCGGCUGUAUUCACAAACCAUGCAGCCUUGGGUUAUGGCAGAAAUACAUCGACAAAAGAAGUGCAUACAAGAGGAUGUAGGAGAGAAUCCACUGCUGUUUGAGCAUUCUCUAAGGAGUGUCACCCGAUUUGCGAAACUGCAUCAAGACCCCAAGUGUUUUGGAUAUUUGACUCGGGACCAGCUGGAUGUUGAUUUUGUAUGCCACGUGUAUCUUGCUGACUGUGAGGCUGUGGUGAAAUUUGUAGGUCGGGUCAAAGUUGGUGGCAAGAAAGUGACCUCAGAUGAUAUUGACCGUCUGGCAGAGAAAAUUAUAACAGAGUUGGAGAAAAGGGAGCUGGAGAAGAUUAAAAGAGAGGAAGAGGUACUAAAAGAACGAAGGCGGCGUCAUGCCAGUGAGGCUAGCAUUGGUUCAUUCUCAGACACUAUGGAGGAUGCAGAUGAAGAACUGACCCCACUCAACAAGACAGAGACACAGAAAGACAUGCUGGAGACUCCUGAAUCAUCACUACCCCAAGGAGGAUAUAACACUGAGGCAGUGCAGGUAGACCGACCUGAUGAUGUUGACGGCAGCUUUGGAAGCAGUUCACACAGUUUGGCAGGUCUUUCCCUGAAAGGUUCUCGGAGUCGUCACUCAUCCACUUCUGAUUCAAGAAGGGGUUCAACCCAGGAAGUUUUAUUUGGCAGACAGCGGCUUGACAGCAGCAGUUCUCAUGAGAGUGUCGGCUCUGUUCAUCCCAGACAGGAAGUUGGUCAGGCUAUGGUCUUGAAGAUUGGUCAGCAGGGUAUGACCAUGAUUAGCCUGGACAAGAAGAAGGUCUUCCUGGAGUUUAAUUUCAAAGACAUAUCAUCUGUAUCACAGGGAAGUCGUAGGCAGGAUAUGUUUGGGAUUGUGGCCAGGGAGUCUGAGUCGCGGUUCACCUGCUACUUGCUUAGAUGUCUGUCUGGAUCAGUGGUUGCGGAGAUUAUGAGUACUUUACAGAUGGCUUUUGCAACAGCUUAUAACAAACGUGGGACUACUGCAUCAACAACAGCAACAACAGCGGCCUCCCACCACCAGAUCUGCACAUCAUGCCCUCUGUAUCAGAUUCAUCGAAUUUGUCAAGAUAUUAAUGCAAUGCCUUCUCAAGCAGCCUAUGACCUGCUGGUGAAGAAAGUACAGCUGCUGCCAGACCAUGAGCUGAAUGAGCUGAACAGCCUUAUGCAGGCUGAGGAGCCGGAGUCAUUUGAGGAGUCGGUGGAGGUGAUGGUGAGCUUUCUUCGACAUUUGUGUGAAAGAAAACAGAAGGAGCAUGUCCACAUCUCGGAGACCAGUAAAUCUAGCAAAGCAGGUGUGAAUACACUAGAAGAUAAACAUAAUCUUUUUGAGGGACUGAGGAGCAAGGCCAAGAAAAGUUUCACAACUUCGUUUGAGAAUUUGCUUAACAGGGGCAAGAAGAAGGAGGAUGGCUGUCGGACAGUUAGCUGGACUACGGACAGUGAUGCUAGUUAUGCUUCUAGGGUUAGUGACUCAUCAGCAACCUCCACACCUGAGGCAUCCCCAAUGAGCAAGGAGUUCCACCACAGUUUUCCCAGUCCACCAACCUCCCCAGGAGCAUUCAGACACAGGAGUGCAACAUGUGAGAAUUUGGGUUCCUCCCCUCACUCAGACAUGCAGCCAGCUAGGAGGAGGGAUGUCAACCACAAUACCACUUCAACCCCUGUCAAGAAUGUGAUUAUUUCAGGGAUCAUUGGCUCUCAGUUCUCGGACAGCGUGUCUUCGUCCUGUGUGAGCUCCCCCCAGGACAACACCACUGUGGUUUCCUCUCUGAUGAGACGCCCCAGCAGCUCUUGGAGAAAGGCCAUCUUCAAUCGAGUCUGCACUCCACAGCAUUCAUGGGAUUACGGAGAUGAUGAACAGUCUGUGGGAAAACUGCAUGAUACUGAAGAGAUUCGAACCAUGUGGAAGAAAGCCUUUCUUGAAACACUGCUUCUCAUCAGACUGGAGAAGGAGUAUCACAGUAUCAGAGAGUAUUUCGUGUUUUAUGGGAGCCAGUCUGUGGUAGUCUUCCGUG